Molecule: messenger RNA, 6779 nt
Organism: Bursaphelenchus okinawaensis
Lineage: Eukaryota; Metazoa; Nematoda; Chromadorea; Rhabditida; Aphelenchoididae
Source: the annotation of a GenBank genome assembly
AUGUUACUAACAGCCGUAACUUUCUUAUUUUUAUCUAAAAUAUUAGAAUUUUCAUUGGCUCAACUUGGUUUACAGACUGAUAUAAAAGUUGGCCUGUUAUUUUCAAAUACUGGAGAUUUUGAGCUGUACUAUGGUAAGAGCUCAAAGUAAACUGGUUUUAUAAACUCAAUAUAGGUUUUUUUUACUUUUCUUAUUUAAAAAUAUCUAAAAACUUUUAAAAGUAUUUAAAAAUUGAUUUUCUGAUCAACAUUGAUAUUAACAUUGACAUAAUAUUAUUUUAGGUUACGACAGAUGUGUGGCCGGACUAAAUGUGGCGUUGGAUCGUAUCGCGAGCGAACGUUUACUUCCAGAUUACAAUUUUACGUUUUACGUCAAAGAAGAUAACUGUAAAGAGACAUUGGCGGCCGGCAGGGCAGCUGAGCUCAUUGAAUAUGACAAUGUCGAUGUUAUACUUGGGCCGAUUUGUAGUGAACGUACGUUUUUGAAUUUCUGAAUAGGUAAAGGUUAAAACUAUUAAAAAUUAUUCAUAAAGAGGUUAAAAAGUCUUUAGGAGUUUACGAAAAACUAGUUUUAAAGGUGUUACGGCCUUUGAAAUCAAAAAGUUAGGCAUGGGGAGAGUUCUACGUAUUUUUUGACCAUUUUUCAUAACAUAAGUUAGCAAAAGCUAGUGUUUUUAAAAAGAAAUUUGAUUUUUCGUAUUUUAGCUGCGAUUAUUGUUGGUUCUUUAUCUAAAUUCUACAAUGUUCCGAUGAUAAAUUGGGGUGCCGCGUCAGCUACGAGCCUCAGUAACACAUCUUAUCGCUUUACCACAGCUUUGAAUAGUAUUGGUCCGAGUAUGACGUAUGUUAUUUUAGACACAUUUUAUUUAUUUACAAUUUUAAUAAUAAUUUGGUUGUUUAAAACAUUAAAAAUUUAUUAUUAAGCUAACUUUUUUACUAUUUAAUUAGCUAUUUUUGACCAAAAAGCUAAUUUAAAAAUUUUUCAGAGUAGCUAGAGGCUUUAUUCAACUAUUAAUAGAUCUAAAAUACGAUCGUUUUGGAUACUUGUACUCUGAAGGUAUGACCAAGAGAUGUAGCUACCUUCGUGAUGAUGUUUUAUACAUUCUGGCUCAGCCAGAAAUUGACAUUACACUGGCUUACUACAAAGAAGUCAACGUAUCUGACCCUUAUAUGAUGAACCAGACCUUUGAACAGCUGGAAAAGAAUGCUAGAAGUGGGUUUGUUAGAGGGCAUUGUAGAGUUUUUACGGGUUACUGUAGGCUUAUUAAGGAUUUUUGUAGGUUUGAGGGGUACUGUAGGUUUUAUGUACUGUAAUUUGAAAUUAUUUGAAAUGAUUUCAUAAUUCCAUUUUAGUUGUGUUCCUUUGCUCCACCAGCGACACUGACAAGGUGAGCAUAGUGCAAGGACUUGGUCGAUAUGGCUUGGUAACGAAUCGCAAUUUCGUUUUUAUAUUUGUUGAACAACGUGGUACUGGGUUUGGUAAGUUUUUUCGACUUUGUACACCUGUUAUUAGUGAUAUAUUCAGUAUAUUAUACUAAUAUAUUGUUCAAAUAAUUCUGUGCCUCCAAACCACGAAAAGUUGCUCUGUGAGGGGGUACAGAAUUAUUUUAACAGACUAAUAUCUUACAAUUGUUAAUACUAUGAGUGUGGCACUACAUACAACUUUAGACAUGCCAACAUACGACACAAAUGGCACAAACAGUUAUAUACCAUUGUGGCAGAACCCUGUAGUGACGAAUCAAACCGAAAUCCGAGAAUAUUUGAAUAAAUUUUUCUUCUUUGACCUUUCUGUUCCUUAUACCAUUCGAGAUAGCUUUGAAGCCGCAGUAAAGAGAAGGUCAAGUGGAUGGCCUUUUUACUGUACUACUUGUGGCACGGUGAGUUCUUACUGUAAUUUUGCUAUGACUUUUUUUUGAGAUGGCAAAACGUAAGAUCUAAGGGCAGAGCAGAUGAUAGCUGAGGUGGUAUAACAUUUGUCAAACCGUAUAAUUAAAGCUGAGGCGGUAUAACAUCAUAUAACAACAUAAAAACCUACUAUAAUAUAUUUUCAGGUAGGCACAGGAGCCUCCAGCUUAUCAGACGCUUUAUAUCUUUAUGCCAUUGCUUUGAACAAGACCCUGAGCAAUCCAAAUAUAUAUCCAACAGCUACAUCAAGCGCUUUGGGUACUGUAACUACCCAAAGGUUGAGGUUAGGAGCACAGAUAACAGAAGCAGCGAAUAAUGUCACGUUUACUGGAGCUUCAGGAAAGUUUAUGUUGGAUGAGAACUCAAUAAGAAUCAACAUGUUUGACUUGACUGGGCUAUCAAGCAAUCAUACUAUGAUAACGUACUAUCAGGUCACUGGAAGUGCGGUUAAUGGGGUAGGUUUGAAGAUAUAUAGUCUUUUUUACUGUAUCUUAUUUAACCUAGCUUACGGUACUAUAUUUUACUUUAUCCUACUGUACUCUAUUCUGCCCUACCCUACCUUAUUCUAUUGUAUUCUACUUUACUGUACUCCAUUUUAUUUUAUCCUACUCUACCUUAUCUUACCAUACUCUCCUUUCUUAGCUUGGCUUUUUCUACUUUAAACUUUCUUUUUACCUCGCUUUAAAGGAACUUUAUUUAGCAUUGUUGAAUGCCACAGUAACACAAGUUACAGUAUUACCUUUUUAGAGUGUGACCCCAACAAACUCUACGGCUCAAAUCUGGACUAAUUGGGGUAAUAAACAGCCUCCGGCCGUACCAGUUUGUGGCUUUGAUGGUUCUUUGUGUCCAGACUCUAUCUUGAAGACAUACGGAGGAUAUAUAUACGCUGCCAUUGCUAUCAUCGCUAUCUCUGCUAUUGCUACUGCUACAUUCUUAAUCAGGUAGGGGUUUUUUUGGUGGCAUUUUAAUGUUUUUUCUUCUCUUUUUUGAGCGUUUUUUAGUUUUUUAACAUUUUUUUAUGUUAUAUUUGAUCUACAUUAUCUUCUUUUUUUUGAAAUUCAAAAAAAGUAAAUAAUACGUCCUGUAAAGCUUAAAAAAGUUUAUAUAAUUUGAAAGUUUGACUUUAAUAUCUUAGCUUAUAACAAAGUUAUGUUCAGUUUAAUGUGUGGAAUUGUUAAUAUAAUAAAACUAAAAAUUGCAAACCAUUCCAGAGGCCAAUAUCUAGAAUACAAACGUCUAAAUGCAGCUUGGCAGAUUAAUUUCGAAGACUUGUAUACUCCAGAUGAAAAGAAUCCAGACACAAAGUCACUACAACCAUCAGUACACUCACACAGUAACCAAUCCGUACUCAAAAAGCCUGAAACAGAAUGUUUUGCUUUUUUCAUGCAUCAUACUGAAGCUGUAGCUGCGAGGAAAUUCAAGUCCAAGAUUAUUAUUCAGGCUAGGAAUCGAGCCGAGUUCAGAAUGGUUGGUUUAUAUUGGUAUUAUGGGUUCUUGUUUGAUUCAGAAAGAAUGGCGCGGUUUAUAUCAGAGGUUUUUAUAGGGUGUUAGAUUUGGUUUUAGGCUAGGAUUGUAUGACUAUUGUAAUGCAUUGUACUAUAGGGUACGGAAGGUAGUGUAGGGUGAGGUAUGGUAUGUUAAGAUAGAGUAGGGUAAGGUAGGAUGCGGUGGGGUAAGGUAAUCUAGAGUAAAGUAGGUUAUGGUACGAUAGAUUAGAGUAAGGUAAGGUAAGAUAGGAAAAAGUAGGGUGCGGUAUGGUAAGAUAGAUUAUGGGGGGACAAGGAUAUGCUAUGUUAAGGUACAAGAUCUAUUACUUAUGAUUCCCAACUUCAGAUGCGUCAAAUCGACAACAAUAACCUAGCCAAGUUUCUUGGCUUAUGCACAGAUGGCUCUCAAUACCUCUCCAUCUGGAGAUUCUACCAUCGUGGUUCCAUUAAAGACAUCAUCGCAGCCGGUAGCUUUGCCAUCGAUGGUGUAUUCAUGACUUCACUGAUCCGUGACAUAAUAAAUGGACUCCACUUUAUACAUCACAGUAGUUUACAUUGUCAUGGACAUCUGAGCUCAUCGAAUUGUUUGGUCGACGAACGAUGGGUGGUGAAGAUAUCUGACUACGGUAUCUUGGAUCUGUUUCAGCAGGAACCUAUUGGGAAUAAAAGUAAGGGGAUUUUACUGAUUUACUGGGGCUAUCAUGAAGUAGUUUAGCUUAAAGUUAGCAUAUGGUUAUGUAGGAUAAUGUAAGGUAAAGUAGGAGAUAGAAGGACAUAGUAACAUAAGCUGGCAUACUAUACACUAUACAAUAGUAUGAGCGAAAAUUUAGGUACUAUUAGAUUGUUCAAAUAAUUCAACUCCAGUUCAAUAAAACCCAUAACUCCUUCGCAUUUUAGAACUUCUGUACCUAGCUCCAGAAUUGCUCCGUAAGCCGCUACAUCCAUUAAAAGAUGGUGUACAUAAAGCGGUGGACAUCUACAGCUUUGCCAUGGUAGCAACAGAGAUUAUCAACCGUCAUCCGCCUUGGGAGAGCAACAAUCAACAAGUUGAAGACCCUGACGAGAUAGUGUACCUUCUGAAGAGACGCAGAGACGUUCCUAUUCGACCGGUAAUCGAUGUGUCGGCUAUCAGUGAUUUGAGUCAUAAUAUGGUAGGUUUAUAGAGGAUUUAAGGAGGCUGAUAUGGUAUUAUUGGUGUAAAAUGCAUACAGUACUACUCUAAUACGAUGUUAAUGUAUGUAUAAUAUCAUAAGACUGUAGUACCAAAGGUAUGUCAAAGAAUGUAUAGUAUAUAUAGCAAUGCCAACAUUACGACAAAGUAAAUCUUAUGCCAUAAUAUAGACAUACUCUUCCACGUCUUAAAUUACUAUUUUAGCCAGCCCUGAUCCAAGAUUGUUGGCUAGACGACCCAAAUAAUCGACCGACUACUGGCCAAGUUCAAACCGUACUCAAGAGUAUGGGCAACAAGAAUCAAAGUCUGAUGGAUCACGUCUUCCAAGUGCUCCAGAAUUACAUGAACACACUUCAAGAAGAGGUCGAAAGCAGAACAAAGGCUCUGAUGGAAGAGAAGAAGAGGUCUGAUGUUCUACUUUAUCGACUCUUACCUCGGUAAAUUUUAUUUUUGAUAAGUUGUGCUUUAAUUUUAUAGCUUUACUUUGCUUAAACUGCCAUUUUACCUUACAAUAGCGUUGCCUUGCUCUGCGAUGCCUUAUCUCUAACUUACCUUACCUUAACCUACACUUCCCUGCCCUGCUCCAUCAUAACUUCUUCUAAGCCGUAUCUUGCCAUUAGUUAUGUGUGCUAACUAUUACUUUUUUCAAAUAAUCCUGUGCCCCCUCUCAAAGCAAAUCUUCGGGAUUAGGGGGCCCAGAGUUCUUCGACCAACAUAAUAUAGUAUUGAAACCUAUAGCUUAACUUAAUAUGCAUAUUCCAGUCAAAUCGCGGAUAAGCUCAAGUCAGGAAGUGUGAUUGAGCCAGAGAGUUUCGAUCAAGUUACAGUAUUCUUUUCCGACGUGGUACGAUUUGGAGAAUUGGCAUCGAAGAGUACUGCGAUUCAAGCGAUCACUUUACUAAAUGAUCUUUUCACGAUGUUUGAUGGUGUCAUUGAAACAUACGAUUGUUACAAGGUAGGGUUUUUGCUUUGGUAAAUUUUUCCGCAGGGCAUACUGUAGAAUUCCUUUUUUAUAGGUACUGUAUUUUUUUAUUUUUGUACUGCAUACUGUAACUGACUCAACCUUAACAUCUUGUACUGUAAAACAAACUCAAUUCGUCACCGUUUCCAGGUUGAAAGCGUAGGUGAUGACACAUUGGUAGUAAGCGGACUACCAGUUCGAAAUGGCAACAAACACGUGAAAGAGAUUGCCAAUUUGUCGUUGGCCUUCAUGAACGGUGUAGCCGUGUUCAGAAUCCCUCAUUUGCCUCACGAAAAGGUACAAUUGAGAAUAGGCUUCCAUUCUGGGCCGUGUGUAGCCGGUGUAGUGGGUUUGGCCAUGCCACGGUAUUGUUUGUUUGGAGAUACAAUCAAUACGUCUAGUCGAAUGUGCUCUAAUGGUCGACGUAAGUUGGGGUUUUGGUACAGAAAACGGUCUUUCUAGGUUUCGGAGCUAGUAAAUUUUUGUUGUUUUAAUUAAAAUGUGGUUUUUAUAGUAAUGAAAAUUAGAUCUAAAGUGUAAAAAUGGAUUUUUCAAGUACAAAUUAGCUAAAAUCAGCUUCGAAACCGUGUAAUAACUCGAGAUUCAGCCUGUACCUGAAAUAAAAUGCCAAAAAACUUACGCACCUCUUGUUCAAACAAAUAUAAAGCAACAAAAAAUGCAAAAACAUAAUGAAACAGUUGAUUUUUAGCUGACAAAAUUCAUUUAUCAGCAAGCUCGAACCAUCUUUUACAAGAAAUCGGAGGAUUUUCGACCAUUUCUCGAGGAGAACUCAUCAUUAAAGUAAGUUUUUGCCGCUUUGAAUUUAAAGUUUUAAGUUUAAGCCCUUUGCCCGUUUUAAAAAACAUUAUUUUUGAUUGUUAUGGUCAAAAAGUUUGUAGAUAUAUCAUUUUUUGGCCAAAUGGUUUGUAGAAACGUCUUUUUUUUGGUCGGUUAUUGUCAAAAAAUUUUCAGAAUUAUGAUUUUUUAGUAAUUUUAUAAACUUUUUUUGCCGAAUUUAGUCACAUUUUAAUGGGUUCCAAUUACUUUUUGACCUUAUAGGCCUUUUUAAAAGAAACUUUAAUUAAUUUUUAAAAAGAAAAGAAAGUCGUAUUUUACCAAAACCCCUCUAAUAUCGACCGUACUCUUUGUAGGGUAAGGGCGUGAUGGAAACCUUUUUCCUUGAGGGCAUGGCUACGGAUUCACUUCCGUUCGUGUCCAAUUCCCGGGAAACUACGGCUUCGUUAAAGGAAAGUUAA